CUCGCGAGAUGUGAGGGACCGUAGGUGUAGGUGCGAUUCUGGACUGAGCAGAACCCCUGGGGAGCCGGAGCUCUUCUGUCUGUCCGUCUAGCCUCUCUCCUCUCCUCACUGCUCUGCUCUGCUCUCAGUAUCGCUGCUCAAAUGGAAGACUCAAUGGAAAUGGAUAUGAGCCCCCUCCGGCCCCAGAAUUUCCUCUUCGGUUGUGAAUUAAAGGCUGGCAAAGAUUAUCAUUUUAAGGUAGAUGAUGAAAAUGAGCACCAAUUGUCAUUGAGGACUGUGAGUUUAGGGGCUGGUGCAAAGGACGAGUUGCAUAUUGUUGAAGCAGAGGCACUGAACUAUGAAGGCAAUCCAAUUAAAGUAACACUGGCAUCUUUGAAAAUGUCUGUUCAGCCUACAGUUUCUCUAGGUGGCUUUGAGAUUACACCACCAGUAGUUUUGCGGUUGAAAUGUGGUUCGGGGCCGGUACAUGUGAGUGCCCAGCACCUAGUAGCACUGGAGGAAGAUGCAGAAUCAGAUGAUGAAGAAGAAAAUGAUAUGAAACUCUUAAAUACAUCUGGCAAACGAUCUGCUCCUGGAAUUGGUAGCAAGGUUCUAUAGUGAUGAUGACAGUGAUGACUUUGAAGGUGAAGAAAUUGAAGAAAAGACACCUCCAGUGAAGAAAGACUCAGGAAUCAUGGAUGUGAAAAGUGUUGUGAAACCCACAAAGAGCAAGCAUAAGGCAAAGCUGCUCACAUGAAGCAGAAGACAGCACUUGAGGGGGAGUCAAAAGACUUGAGGCUCCAAUCCUGCCUCAGCCAACAAUGAGACCCCAUCACCAGGAGCAAGUCACAACCUAAGCCUGUUACCCCUCAUCCAUCAAGGUGAGGAAGAUCAAAUAGAUAAAUCUCAGCUAGGAUCCUCAUUCAAGGAUUCUAAUUCCUGGCCCUGCCUCUCACUACCCCGCUGUGAGCAUGGGUAAAUUACUGAGCUUUUCUCCAAGCCUGGAAGAAUAAGAUAAUUUUACAGUCUGAUAGGAACUCAGCAGCCAUCUAGUCAAGCCUAUAUACCCCCAAAAUUUUCAUAAUACACUUGUAUUUGUCAAAUCUGAAUUUGCUAUGAGAUCACAGGAACACACAUCCAGAAGUGGAAAGGACCUCAGGGCCUAACUUCAUUUUAUAAGAGGAAAACUGAGGUCCAGGGUGGUAAAAGGACAUGUCAAAGGUCACACAAAUUGUUAAGUGGCAGAGAGCUAUUUUGAAUCCAAGCCCUGACUCCAAAUUCAUCAUUCUUUCCAAUGUACAAUUCUGCCACUCAAGAGGAAGGAGUACAGGGGGAGUAAGAGAGGGUCUGUUCCUCAUUUAAUUCUCUGAGGCCAAAUGAAACAAGCUCAAUCUUUUACAUAAAAGCCACUUAUAUGCUUAAGACAGCUAUUGUAACCUUGUAGCACCACCCACAAAAUCAUCCCUUAAAUAUUCUCUCCAAGCUAAAUCUCCUACAGUACCUUUACCCAGCCCUCAUACAGCAGGGACCAGCCUGGGUGCCCUCUACAUCCUUUCCAGCUGCAACUGUUACCACUCUUAUCAUGACCAGAACUGAACAUAAUAUUUAAAAUGUGAUCUGAACAGGGGAGAGAACCUGAGUACUUGGAGUGUUAUCCAGACUGUAUUACUGAUGGCCUCCCAUUGCUUCUCAAUGCAGCCCAAAAUAUGUUAGCUUUUCUGGCUGCCAUGACACCCUCCUGAUUCAUUGAAUUAAAUCUCCCACAUCUUUUUCAAACUUCUUUCUAACCAUGAUUCUCCUAUCUUGUACUUAUGAAAUUGAUUUUUACUCCAAGUGUAAGACUUUACAUUUAAAUUUUUUAAUUUCAUAUGAGUCAUUUCAAUAUACUUGCCCAUCGAUAUCUUUUGAGACCAAGAUUACUCUCUUCCAACUUUGUGUCAUCUACAAAUCUGAUAAAUAUGUCACUAACUCACUGACGAUAUUAAGAAAAGUGGACAUCUUUCACUCUUUUGUAGACGUGGGGAGCCAAGGUGGGUCCACAGGUGGGAAAUAAUGAGUGUGUCAGAUUUUUUUCAAUGUAGUGAUCACUUUUGCUGGAGUUUUUUCUCUUCUUUUUCUUUUUAAAUCCUUUUUCUAAAUCCUAGGUGGCCCUCUAUAAGAAGAAAGGGGGAAGAUAUCAAGGAAAAUCUAGGUGAUGUAAAAACAAAUUAUAGCAAUAAAUUUUUUUUUAAGUGCAGAACCAAAAAUAGAUCCCUACUCCACUAGAAACUUCCUGGCCAGGUUUCAAUAGACCCACCCUGUAAAGAAAACAAUCUUCAUCCUUCACAGCACUUUGAAAACUUUCAUUAAAGAAAUGUGAACCAAUAUUAUCAUAAGGUAGCAAAUGAUAGCUUAAAAGAUCACUGAUCAGCUUCAGCUUCUC
Molecule: messenger RNA, 2401 nt
Organism: Phascolarctos cinereus (koala)
Lineage: Eukaryota; Metazoa; Chordata; Mammalia; Diprotodontia; Phascolarctidae
Source: RefSeq, a predicted model, not a curated record